Polyodon spathula (Mississippi paddlefish) is the source of this 8861-nucleotide messenger RNA. RefSeq names its product cardiomyopathy-associated protein 5-like. Bases 133 to 5925 code for a protein of 1930 amino acids. The record is from RefSeq and is a predicted model, not a curated record. The transcript has 13 exons. Lineage: Eukaryota; Metazoa; Chordata; Actinopteri; Acipenseriformes; Polyodontidae. Gene Ontology annotation, molecular function: protein binding.
CCUUAGCAUGCUUUCUAUUUAAAGACUGCCGAGUCAGGCAAUCUGCACCCAUAGAGGUGAAACGGACCUGGAACUUCUGUCUGGAGGAUUAAGGGGCAUAACAUUACAAAUUCAUCAUUCAAACCGGUCACAAUGGAGGCUUGUUGUUUACCUGAAGAUAUAAUUGAACCCGAGAUUGCUUUCACAAUCGAUAAUGCGUCGAAUGAAGUGGGAGCUGUUGAAAAUGAAGAAGCGGAGGAGCUCGGCAACAGUUUGAAGGAUCUUGUCCAGGACCGAUCUAUCAAACCAAAGAUGCAGUGCCUCAUGGUGGACCCUACCUUCUCCAUGGUGACAGUCCAAAGUGAAGACAGUGGAAUAGUGUGGGAGACCUCCUCAAGCAGGUGUUCCACCCCAUGGGCUUCAGAAGCUAGCAGUACCUCUGAUGUGUUCAGUUUGGAAGGUUCUCCUGCGGGAUACACACCAGGAAAGGUUGUGUUCAUCAUGGAUCAAGAUAAAAUAAUUAGAAGGAGAAAAAGAUCAAGCCUAGGAAGCAGGAUGAGUGAAACCAAUGGGAAAACCAGGGAUAACUCCAAACAGUUUCCCAGGAAGCCUACAGCCACUGUCCCCAUCAUGGAAAUAAGUCUGCAAAAAGCAGGUACGUAUGAACUGUCGCCACAUGCUCCCGUAACAUCUAGACCAGCAAAUAACGAAAAACCUCACCCAAGUCCUUUGAAACACACAAAAAUACACCCUGAGGAGCUCUCGCCUGUAUUGGCUAGAUCAGGGGGCCAAGGAAAUGCACUCCACAGACAGUCUGAAACACUUGCUGGGGAGCCUCUACCACACGCCCCUGUGACAUCAAGACCAAUAAGCCAAAGUAACCCACAUCUAAACCCCCUGAGAGAAACAGACGUUGUUGCAGAGGAACCUGUACAGCAUACUCCUGUGUCGGCUAAAGCAACAAGCAAAGGGAAACCCCAUCCCAGUAGUUUAAGAGAAAGAGAGGAGAUGCUCCCACACAUGCCAGUGACGGCUAAGCCAGGGGUCAAAGGUAACCCGCAUCCAAAUCUUUCGGGAGCAGACAACGAUGAACCAUCGGAGCACACAGCAGUGUUGGCUAAGCCAGUGCUCAAAGGGAAUCCUCAUCCACAUCCUUUUCAGGAAAAAGAAACAGAAACACAGGAGCUGUUGCCUCAUGGUCCUGUAGCUGCUAAGCCAGUAGAAAAAGUAAACCCUCCUAAAAGAAAAGAUAAACCUUGUGGAUUGGUACAAGGAACAUUACUGAAAUGUGACGUUCCUGCACCAGAAUACAAAAUUCCAACUUUUUCCCUCCAAAAAGAUCCUGUAAAAGAAAAAUUGUCUUCCAAAGAAGACCAAACAAGAGUUGCAGAUAUAAAUCCCACGUCGCCCUUGAGGUCCUCAGUCUCUGAUAAUCCAAAACCAGACAGUGCCUUGCCAAACCCAGUCCCUGUCACAAGCUCUGCAGCUGAUCCCACUGAGCCAUCUCAGCAAAAUCCAUGUUUCUUACCAAACAUGAGCCAGAAUCCAGUGGUAACAGAGUCUGUGCCACUACUUAGGUCUACUGGUACCACUUUCAUGGGAGCAGAGUAUUCCUUGCCUAAUCCAAGCAAAAAUACACUUCCUAAUUUUAUUGCAGCUACCUCUUCACAAGAACCAGAGACAGACAAGCAGACCACAGAACACAAAGCAGAGCCUGAUAGUCAGAAAGAACUCUUCAGCAUUGUUUCUGAAGGCUAUGAAAUACUGAACAUUAUUGCUCCUCUGGAAGUGUUGUCUGUUGAUGAAAUGGAAAGCAGUCACAUGCAGGAUAACUUGGCUUACUUGGAAGACAAUCCACUAAUUAAACCAAAAGUCUUAGAGGCAGUAGAGGCUGAUAAAAUACCAGUCAUUGAAGAAGAGAUGGAAUCAGAGAGCAGUGACAUAUCUGAAGAAAAGAGUGAAGAAAAAAGAGAACUAAAAGACACAAUCCUUUCAGAACAAAAAGAAACCGACAGUGUAGAACAAACGGGGACUGAACAUUUUGAACAGAAUAUCACUACUUCUACUGAAUUAACAGUGCUUGCUCCACUUUCAACCAAUGGAAAUAACAACGUGGAUUAUUUUGAAAAAUUCACUUUAAUGGAUGAGCAAGUCCCUGGAGAAAAACCUAUUGUAGAAAAAACAGGAAAAGAGGAUACCCUUGUGAAUGAAGAGGAAGAAAACAUGGAGGAAAAAUCUAAAAGUAUUUCAUUUUCUGAAGCUCGUGAUGUAUUUGUCUUUGUGGAUGACAUUGAAAUUGCAGGAGAACAUUUGGAUGAAGUAUUUUAUGGUACAGAACAAACUGAAGCGGAGGCCUGUACCCCAACCAAGCAUUACAUAGCAGAUGAAACACUUGACAGAAAAGAUGCACAUCUCAAAGAAAGUGGUGCCAGUUUAUUUAGCCAUGAAGAGGAAACCCUUACAAAAUGUUACUAUCCUGUAACCACCAAAAACAUUGAUCUGUCUCUUCUGGAGGACCCACCAGCAAUGGCAUUUCUCUAUACAGAUCUGUAUGAUCAGGCAACUGGAAGGAAAGAGAAAGACGACGAACCCUCGGAUGAAGAGAGUCUUAAUUCUGACGCAUCUUUCCCUAGCAGGCUAUCUGACUCGGAUGAUAACACCGGCAUAUAUUUUGAAAAAUAUAAUUUGAAAGACAAUGUUCCCUUAGCCGAAGGGGAACCUACACUUCAAGAGGAGAAAAAAACCCAACAAAAUAUAUGGUAUCAAAAUACUUUUGAGCUCACUGGUGGUUUCAUGCUAAAAGAGGAAGCAGACAUCAAUAAUGAAGAAGCAAGCCCUGAAGCAUGUAGCAAGACCUCUGAUUUGUCUCUAUAUGAGGAAGCAAAACAGCUUAUUGAUGUUUAUGAGGAGUCUGAGGGUUUAGUCUUUGAAGCUGUGGUUAGUAAAGAUGACGCAGUCUCAGCAAGAGAAGCUGAAACACUAGAUGAGAAGAGUCUGGAGCUGGCUGAAGAAGAACCCCAAACUCAACAAGAUGUAAAAGAAAAGCCAGCAGAAAAGGAGAAGGAAGGAAGCAUGGUUGUUACUUGGGAUACUCUUAGCAGUCCUGAAUUUGGCAAACGUCCAUUUGAAGUGCUGUCUGGAACGGUCUUGAAUGUUCCUGUAGAGGAUCACAAGCUUGACCGAAGUGAAAUGGAAGCUCCUUCUAAACCAAAUAAAGCAUCAGCAGGUGAAAUGGAAGCACAGGAUUUCGAAAUUGAAGAUGAACCUCUAAUAAAAUAUGAGGUUUCAGCUGAAUCUGCAGAAGACAUUUAUACUGCUGUCCCAGAACUGAAACCUGAAGAAGAAAUCUCAGUUUCUGAGUCAAUUCAUUUGGAGGAAGUAAAUAAAAACGAGCCAUACACUGCAGAAACAACCUCUGAAACAGUUCACAUAUCUGUUCAGGACACGCAAGACAAAGCAGUCAAAAUUCCCAAAGAUGAACCACAACUAAUCAAAACAGAACAACUAGAAGCAGAAGCUUCUUUGAUUGAAGAUGACCAUCAGAAAAAGAAAGCUGCAGUAGAUCAUGUGGUAGUCAUAACUGAACAGAAGAUUAGUGUGGAACACAGAGACACUUGCAACGUGGAUGAAACUGCAAAUAAAACCCAUGAUACAGGUGUGGAAAAACCUGAAGAAUUGCAGAACCUGCAGAAAUGGCAUAGUGCAGAUUUAUCUACAGCAGGAUCAGAUAUUGUGGUAAAAAGUCAAGAGCAGGAGUUAAGAAGUUCAGAAGAAACCCAGACCAAAGUUAUCCAAGAAACAGUGGAAGAAACUGUACCAGAAAAGCAGGAUGACCAACACCCUUCUGUGGAGCACAUUGCUGAACCAGAUGUUGAGCAACAUGAUCCAGAAUCGUAUGAGGAGGGUUUGCAUCUUGGUUUGGAAAAUGUACCAUCACAGUCAGAAGUGUACUUCGAGCAGUGCAUUGAGCGUGACGAGGAAACCGCAGAGGACUUAGAUUAUGAAAUGGUCACUCAACAAGACAUACAAGAUGAUUACACAAAAUCAGAGAUGGAGCUGCUUGGGGAGAGAGAAUAUGUUAUUGAGGGCACCAAGGAGCAUCAUGAGAAUGAAUUUGACUUAGUUGAUGAAGUAGCUGAAGAUGUAUCUGCUGAAGAAGUGAUUGGGGCAGACUUUGAGAUAAUCGAGGCCUUGGGUGGAACUUCCAUCAUCCCAGAUGCUGAGCAGGCUGUGAAGGAACCAAAAAAGCCUCUGUUAGACACAUUCUGUCUGGUCUGCAAAUGUCCAAUUUCAGCUAUAGAUAAGCUCUUUGGAGAGCACCAGGACCAUGAUGUGUCAACAUUGGAUAAAGCGGUUGUGGCUACAAAGAAUAAACUAAUUGAGUACAUAUCGGAAUUGCAAGGAAGAGCCGCAAAGAUUGAGGAUCUGGUAUCUGAGUUGGAACUGGCCUUUAAUACAGUGGAGGAGAACUGCAGCAGGACAGAGCAGCUGCUGGACGAUCAGAAUGAGGAGAUGGUGAAGACAGUGGUGGAACAGUACAGCCAGAUGUCUCAGAACUUGGAGGAGGAGAAGAAGAACAAACUUGAGCAGCUGUAUGACCAGCUCGUCACCUUCCAGGAGAGCACAGAGUCUGCCAAGGAGAUCUUGGAGAAGAGUGUGAAGGAGGUGGAGGAACCAGACGAUCUGAUCUUCAUAUCUUCCUCCAACGACAUUAGCAGAAGACUCAACAAUGCCCUAGAGACAACAGUAGCUCUAGAACUGGCACCCAGUGCCUUCCCUGUGUUUGAAGAUUAUGCUAAAACCACCUCGGGAAAUGGACAGAAGCUACUGAAAAGCAUUGCUGUUCCUCAGACCCCAAAGCUACAGCCGCAGGAAACAAGCUCUGCCACCAGCUCUUCUGUGAUGGUCUACUGGAAGGUGAAUGAGGGCGAUGUUAUUGACUGCUUCCAGGUCUACUGUAUGGAGGAACCACAGGGAGCCAUGUCUGAAGAGUACAGAGUGACAGUGAAGGAGAGCUAUUGCACACUGGAGGACUUGGAGCCUGAUAAGUGCUAUUUGGUGUGGGUCAUGGCUGUGAACUACACAGGCUGCAGUUUACCCAGUGAGAAGACCUCUUUUAGAACAGCUCCCUCGGGCCCUGUAAUCAAACCGGAGGAAUGCACCGUAUGCUGGGACACAGCCACCAUCCGAUGGAGCUCAGCAAACCUGGAUGCCGUGGAGUGCUUCACUCUGGAGUACUGCAAGCAGUACGCUUGUGAGGGAGAAGGGCUCAGGUCUAUAUCUGGAAUAAGAAACUGUGAACAGAAGGUACUUUUACAGCCAAGCGAGAAUUACCUUUUCUAUAUCAAGGCUGUGAACUUUGCUGGAGCGAGUGAACAAAGCGAGGCAGCGCUCAUCUCUACGAAAGGUACCAGGUUUCACCUGUUAAAAGAAACCGCCAACUCGGCCCUCGUGCUCUCUGAGGAUGGCACUGCCAUUCGCUACCAGGAGCAGACCUUCAAACACAGAGCCAAACUCAAUGACUCUCUGGGGGUCCUGGGGGAACUGCUGCCCCCUCGUGGAUAUCACUAUUGGGAAACUGCAGUGGGCGGCAGUGAGGCCUACAGGAUCGGAGUGGUGUAUCCCUCCACACCGAGAGACAGCCCCCUGGGGCAGAACAGCACCUCCUGGUGCAUUCGCUGCAACUCCUCACCAACAAGGUUCGAGUUCCUCCACAGCAGUGCCCAGGCUGACAUCCAGAUGGCGGAGCUGCCUCUGCGGGUCGGGACUCUGCUGGAUUACCUGCACGGACGGCUGCUGUUCUUCAACGCACAGAGUGGGCAGCUGCUGUUCUCCUACCGGCACAAAUUCACAGAGGCUUGCCACCCCGCCCUGGCAGUGGAUAGACCCGGGUCCCUGACUCUGCACACAGGGAUCCAAACACCAGACUUUGUGAAGCACAGCUAACCACAUCACCCUGGGGGGCUGGCUCAGUUGUUAUUGUGUGGUUUCUGCAUUCAAGAAAGAAAUUAAAAAAAAAAAAAAAAGUUCAGUGAUGGACUGUGUGUGAAUUGGAUUUUUUUUUGUAAGGUUGCAGUUUUUUUCAUGGUUAAUUGCAGCAAAUAGUAUUUUCUCUGCAUUGAUUUAACUGUUUCUGAUAUUUAAACUUGAUAUUUUGUUGUGAAUUAAAGGUUUACAAGUAAAUCUAGUUAGACAGAUUCUUAACUAUGUUAUCCAUAAAUCUAAGAUCUGCAGCUUCUGAUGUUUUCAUAGAUGCAUUUCUUCUGAGAACUGAUCAGGAGCAUGUCCAGAAGACCUACAGUGAGCUGCACAUAUUGAUUGAGAUUUGAACAUAUUUACUAGAGUGGAGGCUUACCUAUAGAGGUUUGUACAUUUGUAGUUUUAUCUUCAGAGUGUUAUUUUUAUUUUUUUAAUUGGGCAGCAUGACGGAUUACCAGUUGAUGUCUGUCUGAGGCUGGCCAUAGUGUCAGUCAGAAAGUUAUCAAGCCAUCCUUGUCCUGGAUUUAAACAAGGGUGCUGUUUUAAUUGUUCUAGUAACCAGUGUUGUCUAUGCAAUUUUUACUUCAUUUAUUUCAUAUGAAAUAUAGCACACAAAGGUAUGAUGGCAUAAAUUGAAUUGGAUUCUUUGCAUUUUGUGGUCUUAAAUUGUGUGUGGGGGGGAAAAAAAAAAAAAAAAAAUUUAAAUCAUCCAUGCGUAUUUCUAUCUUUAGAAAGUGUCCUGUAAAUCAGAUUUUGUGAAAUAACUGACGUUUCAAUGUACAUGCAUCAUCCUUUGUAGGUCGUGACCCCUCUUUUGAAAUGAUUACUUGCUGAAAUACCCGGUUUCCCCAAUUUAGUUUUACAUGUAGGAUUAAUUUAUAAAUAGAAAGCAGUUUCACAAACUCUAAUGUGUGUGUAUUUGUAUCUGAUUGGAUGUGUUCGGUGUCAGUCAGUGAAGUGACUCAAAACCACUUCUAAGGCAAAGUCAGAUGGUACACAGUGGCAGCCAAAACCAGCUGUACAAAUGCAAAAGAAUUGCUCGACAAAACUGAUGCCAAUGUGAUAUACAGUUUCGUUAACCUGUCCUGCAUCUCCUGCACACUAGAGGGCGUUCUCUGUAUAGAAACUGGUUUGUCACAGAUUACGGUUGAAAUAGUGUUUCACCAGCAUGUGUAAAUAAGGGUAGGGGUGUCACCAAAUAGCCAUUAUGUGUCUUACUUGGGUAAGAAGUUAUUUUAUUUGUUGGUUCAAAAUUUAAGUUUUUACAAAAAUAAAAUAUUGUUAAUCAGAUCAACAAUUAUCAAUUUGAGGUUGUUUUACAGCCAAUUGUGAUUGAUGUUGGUACAGUAUUAGCUAUAUAGUAGAUGAUGUGGUUCAGUGAAGCUGCCUUUAAAACAGAACUACACUAAAAUGCUUUUUAUAAGUCUUGAUUGUAUUCAUUUUGGCCUUAAGUUCAUUCUAAGAAGCGUUCUAUAUUAAAACAGGACAGAUAGCACUCCUAGUACAGACAGUGCUGUUGAUGUUCUCAGGAUUGUUUAACAAAGGGAUUCUGUUUUAAAACUGAUUUUAGCAGAAAUAUUCUUGUUGGUGAAGGAUAUGUUCACUUCUGGUACUGAAUACCAGCAUGCAAAUGGGUAGCACAUUUACAGUAAUUAGGCUUUCUAGAAUAUACUUCUUUGCUGUGUGAAUUGAGUUAUUGUUCCUAUUUUAAGAAGGUAUUAGUCUAAUGCAAAGUGGAAACUUACCUGUGUGAGUAGGUCCCACAGUGGAGGUGUUGUGGCAUGCUACGAUAGGUAGAUAGGUGUGUGUGUAUAUGUAAUUACUUUACUGAACCUACAAUAGACCUAGAUGUUAUAGAUGAUUAUAGAUACCAUUGCUCAUUCAGUUGAAUUCAGUACACUGCCGCUCUGCAUUCAGAGUGCAGCCCUGUUGGAAUCUCCACCAUAACAAAAAAAUAAGAGGUGGUACAUUCCUGCAGGGUGCCUCCAGUUAAUCGUGCUGCUUAUUAGGAUGGGAAUACUACUUCAAGUCAUUUAAAAUGAGCCAGUGCUACCUCAAUACUGUACUUUAGUUGUGCACCAAAAGCCAGAACCGCAGAUAUAUUCACACUUAACAUGAGUGUCUCUCAGACUAACAUGAGGAGCAUACUCCUACCAUACAUACCCCCUGCAUAGUUCCGUUUCUAAAUCAAAUGUUACCCCUACAUUCAGGUUUGGGUUAUUACGUUGAAAACAACUCUGUGCUUGCAACAGUCAGAAUACGCAGGCGCCUGGAUUGUGUUGGUUAGAAUACGUAUUUCAAUCACAAUGGGUCUGGAUUGAGACAACCGAAGGAAAGGAAUAAGAAGUCCUAAUCGCAUGCUCUUAUUUCCCCAAGUGAUAGUAGAUGGGCUGGAAAUCAGGAACUUGACUGCUACGUUAUGAAUAGAUUAUAGUGUGGAAAUAACCAGCAUGGUGUUAUGAGGAGCUGGUCCCCAUCGACUCCCAUUCUAUUCUGGACAGGACAUUUCACUGCGGCAAUAAAAAGCAGAGGGUGACAUUAACCACACUGACAUUAAACACACACGGUUCACUGAGCACCACAAGAAAAUGCUGGAUAAGGCCAGAGCAGGAGUUCCUUUGGCCUGAGACUUGGUUCCAACACAAGAUGCUAAUAUAUUUUAUUGUAAAUGCCAACCAUAUGCAAGGCUUGUCUUUGCAACAUAAUGCUUUAGUCAGUACAGCGGUUGCUUUACUGCUUACUGGACAGCUGUGUGUCUGUAUGUUUUUUAGACAAUAAGAAUAAGUACUAUACAAAUUCACUUUGAGCUGUUGACCUGGAGUGCUGAGGAGUCCGGUUCACUAAUGGGGAAUUUCAUAUAGUGAGAUGAAAACUACUGUGCUAUACAACUGAUGUGUAAUAAA